AAAAGCUAUCCAUCAUGACCACCAUAGACGACGAUGUCCCUCCUCUCGAGGACAUGACCCAAGAGAUCGAGCGGCUACAUGCCAUUCGUGGCAUAAAGGAUGUCAAAGCUGGUCAAUUCAACAGUACUGGUACAACUUCAGUUCGUGGAAAAGACCCGGUGAUGAUGAACCACCAAACACAGAGUGCAUACAGCGGACUAAAGAAGGGAUUUUUGAAUGGGGGAAAUGCAGCCAGAAAAGCGCCGGCGAAAACAACGAAAUCAGCAAAACCCGCCGCGGAUAUUCCCCUCAUCAAACCGAAACAGUCACCGACCGAUAAUCUCCGCAUUGACGAAGUGCAAGCAGCCAUGAGAUCGCAGAUGUCGUUAUUGGACAGACAAGAGUGGCUAACACCGGAAUUUCUCGAGAAAAUCGAACGAAAUCCAGUUCUCACUCGUGCACUCACUGACCCUGUAUUCCAGAAAGCUGCUACUGAAUUAUCACGCGACCCGCAGGCUGCAUUCAAGAAGUAUGCAGCAACACGGCCGGAUCUUAUGGUUGCUCUCCGGGAAUUUGCCGGCCUUCUUGGGGAUGCCUUGGGGGGUUUGGCUGACGAGCAGGAAGGACAGAAAGUGAAGGAGAGGGGAAAGGAAGGCGCCUCGGGCUUCCAGAUUCCAGAUGAAUUGCCUGACCAUGAGAAGGAGCUUGUGAAGCGGGUUAUGGCGGACCCGGAGGUGCAAGAAGCUUUACGAGAUCCGAGCAUACAAAAGAUUUUGAUGGAAGCGCAAAAACAUCCGCCAAGUCUUGCCAACGCGUUGAACACAGCAAAUAAAGACAUUCAGCGCAAAAUAAGCUGUCUAUUAAAAUGCGGACUGUUACAGAUUCAGCACUGAUAGAUGGAUGUCCCAUCUUCAUUUCAUAGUUAUUGAUCUAUGUCCCGCACGCAAUGUACUUAUAGCUUUGUAACUUUGAUUUCUGGAUGAUGCUCACAUUGGUAAUAACACACCAGGUAAUCCAACGAUAGCAAAAAUGUAGGGACCUCCAAACCAGAUCGUUCCCUCAUGGUACAGUCCAUCCAACAAUUCGAUACAGA
Molecule: messenger RNA, 1072 nt
Organism: Spizellomyces punctatus DAOM BR117
Lineage: Eukaryota; Fungi; Chytridiomycota; Chytridiomycetes; Spizellomycetales; Spizellomycetaceae
Exons: 6
Coding region: 15-872 (285 amino acids)
Source: RefSeq, a predicted model, not a curated record